AUGUAUAGAUUUCACACCAAAAGAGUAAGAGUUGCCGCUGGGCAGGUGUGGACUUCAAAUCUCCACAAGAUCAGACGAUCGCUUAAAAAUGUUUACCAGAAAUGUAAGUCCCGACACUCAUAUUCAACCAGCUACCCAACAAUGGCUUCUUACGAUUGUGACCAAGAUACUCUCAGUUUGAAUGAAGAAAUGACUCUAACAUUUAUGCUCCAAGACAUUAAAACGGGACAAAUGGAACUCCUCAGCCAAAUGACUGACAUUGUCAGUGCGAUAUCAAAUAUCCAGGACAAGGUCAACCAUUAUCAGAAUCAGAUGGAAGCCCUAGAAACCAGAAUAAACAUCAGCGAAGACAGACAAGCUACAAGCAACAAAGACAUCCUCUCCAUGAAAGAAGAUAUCAACACUCUAAAGAAGAAGAUGACAGACCUGGAAAACCAGAAUUCUUACUCCAGCGUACACUGUCUAGAGGUCUUGGAGGGAGAAAAAGGUAAAGAAAUUGCACAGCUCCUCCAAAAGCUCUUACAACCUGAAACCACGAAGGAUACGGCCACCUCUUCAGACACUGUCAUCUCUUCAGCAGAGCCAGAGGGAGUGCCCAGUUACCCAGAGCCCACUGAUGAGCUUAAGAAAAACACAAUGUCAUCUCAGCCUAUAGUAACGCUGAAGAAAACGAAUAGCCUCCAAAAUGCAUCAAUGGGUUGCAAACACGUAAGGCCAAAUAUUUAUAUUUACCCUGACUUCAGUACAUGGAUCAAGCUCACUUUUGUACAUGGAGGAAGUUGGAGAUUUUUCCUCAAUGCCACCAAGUUAGAGGAAUUCAUCCAGUGGCUUCUGUCUAGGCCAAUGAUCCUUCCUGAGGAACCACAAAUCAUACCCCAGAGAGACUAUGCCUUCACCGGACCCAUUGAGAGGUUGGCCACAGUUUGCCUCUCUCUUUUCAACUAUGUUUAUUGCCUUUUCGGUUCCUCAAAAGAGGAAAUAACUCGACUUUAG
Molecule: messenger RNA, 993 nt
Organism: Rattus rattus (black rat)
Lineage: Eukaryota; Metazoa; Chordata; Mammalia; Rodentia; Muridae
Gene: Ccdc54
Product: coiled-coil domain containing 54
Exons: 1
Coding region: 1-993 (330 amino acids)
Source: RefSeq, a predicted model, not a curated record